AGUCAGCCUUGUGGAACACAAGUCAGGGAACACAAAAUCAACCCACCAGGCACAGGGAAAAACAGAAAGGCAAAGAAAGAGAAAUUUCUUCAAACACAGGCUGCAUUCUGCAACCAGCACCUAUUGUCCACUUGCCUAAUUUUUUACUUUGAGAGGGUUGAUUUUUAAAAUAAUAGUAAAAAAAAAUUCAGAUUCAUUUGGAAACAAAUCAACGAUGAAAUUGAGUGUGGGGAUAUUUUUUGGAGGCUUCUUCGGGGCACUGGGAGUUUUGCUCUUUUUGGUGGCCUUUGGGACAGAUUACUGGCUUCUUGCUACAGAAGUUGGAAGAUGUUCAGAAGGUCCAAAUAAUACCACGGAGGAGAAGGUCACUUUCCACCAUGAAGGUUUCUUCUGGAGGUGCUGGUUUGUUGGAAAUGUAGAAGAGGACACUAACAAUAUUUGGAAAUUUUGGUACACCAACCAAUCGCCGUCUAAGAAUUGCACACAUGCCUAUCUUUCUCCAUUUCCUUUUAUCCGAGGUGAACACAACUCAACCUCCUAUGACUCUGCAAUCAUUUAUCGUGGUAUCUGGACUGUGCUCAUGCUCCUGGGGGUGAUCACUGUUCUGGUGGCCAGCUUCUUCAUCAUCUGUGCAGCUCCCUUUGCCAGCCAUAUUCUGUACAAAGCAGGAGGAGGCAUUUUCAUCGCUGCAGGCAUCUUGUUUUCACUGGUGGUCGUGAUGUAUGUCAUCUGGGUCCAGGCAAUGGCUGAUCUGGAAAACUACAUGAAUAUGAAAAAAAUUGAUUGCCCAGACUUUGUUGCUUAUGUGCACUAUGGCUGGUCUUUCAUACUGGCUCCUAUAGGAAUAUUUUUUGCUUUGUUUGCAGGAAUGCUCUUCCUAUUAGUAGGUCGUACUAUUCAACUGCACUCUGACUUACCACACAUCUAAUAAUGGGUAUACUGGGAUUGUGAUAAAAUUUUUAAACUGGAAUAAAAAUUAUGUACAUUAUUGCCACUACUACUAUAUAGCAUUUGUAGAGGCACUUCUAGAAUUGCUUAAGUUACUUGUUUAAUUGAAACGUUCCUAUGGGACGUAAAACUCACUAUAGGAAAAAAAAUAACUUUCAUUCCUAUCCAAUUUCUUUAAGUUCUACAUGGAAUGGUUCUCCACAUAACAUUAGAUCUCCCUGCAAACACAGGAGGGCAAAAAAACACCAACAUAAAAAUGGGUCAAAUCAGGAUUUUCUAUGUUUGUCUUAGCCAUUUACUUUGUGCCACUGUCAAAAAAGUCCUUGUGGAGAAUGGUAAAGACAGAGGAAAACAAGUGUUCAACAGAGUAAUUUAAUCCACCUCCUCUCCCCCUUUCCAAAACUUUCCUUUGCUUUAAUAUGAACAAACACUUCUGCACUUAAAAAUAGAGUACAGUUGUUCAUGCAGUAUCCACAUGAACUGGGCAGUAGGGAAGAUGAUUCCAGUGAAUAAUGAUUUGGGGCUAGUAUCUACAUGUAAUAGCUUAACUGUUAACAUGAUAUGUUUUACUGCUAUGUAAACAUUUGAAAGUUGUAUUCUUCUAUAUUCUGAAAUCUGUGUUCAUUUGUUGCAUGGUUCUGUAAGCCAAAAUAAUAUAGUUGAACUACUAACUAAAGGUAUGCCAAAAUUAUAUAAUAAAACAUAUGGUGUAGAUUUUUUAUAUCAAGUUUUUAUCUGGACAUUUUGUAGAUAUGUUUGAUGAUUGGCUUUUUCAAACAUUAUCUGUGAUUUACAUACUUUAAAUAGUGAAAAAUUGCUGUAUAAUGAGAUUUUUAAUUAAAAAAGUUUAUUAUGAACACAAUAUAAAGUGCACGAACAUGUAAUUCUUCUGCAGCCCUCAAUUUUCUAAAUAUUUGUAUAUGAAAUCUAGAUCACGAUAGACCAAAUCCUGCUUGCCUGCAAAUAGUCCCAAUGAAAGCAAUGAGACUACUCCAGUGAGGAGGGAAGAAGGAUUUGGACCUACAUUAUGUAACUGAAGAUAACUGGCUGUGUGUGUUUGUGCCUGCGUACAUGAGUGUAGGUGCUUGUAUUCCUAGAGAGGAGGGAGUAGAGUUCUAAUAUUAGGGAAAGUUAUUUUGCUUGGUAUUAGUUCUGGUUGAAAUUCAAUCCAUCUGAGAGCAUGGGUAGAGUUUGCACUUUGUAACUCAGUGCAAAGUAGUCUUGGGUGAUGGAGAAACAUAAAGAUUAUAUGUUGGUUUCUUCUAGUCCCCAGUGCU
Molecule: messenger RNA, 2225 nt
Organism: Mauremys reevesii (Reeves's turtle)
Lineage: Eukaryota; Metazoa; Chordata; Testudines; Geoemydidae
Gene: TMEM182
Product: transmembrane protein 182
Exons: 5
Coding region: 215-928 (237 amino acids)
Cellular component (GO): membrane
Source: RefSeq, a predicted model, not a curated record